This is a messenger RNA of Plectropomus leopardus (leopard coralgrouper), 1317 nucleotides long. Its product is annotated as claudin-4. NCBI's taxonomy places the organism in Eukaryota, Metazoa, Chordata, Actinopteri, Perciformes, Serranidae. Gene Ontology annotation, cellular component: membrane; bicellular tight junction. Gene Ontology annotation, molecular function: structural molecule activity. The record is from RefSeq and is a predicted model, not a curated record.
UAUCAGUAGGAACUCUUUAAAUCUGACUCUUCGUCAGAGACACGACACAGUGGCUGAUUAAUGGGAGCACAGUGGGAGCUUUGUCUCUCGGUCUCUGUAGAAACUGGGAGAAAGGGAUUGUUUUGAAACCAUGGCAGAGAAAACAGGGAUUUCCCUCCUCCGCCCAGCUGCAGCGAGGCCGUGCCUUCUUUUCAUAAAUUCCAAAGAACUGGUUUCCUCUUUCUGAACAGACAUGCAAAACACACUCGCACACACACCUACACAAAAGGUCUCUGCCUCACACAUGCACACACACGUCUAAAAAAAACACACACUCCACCCCGCCGCCAGCUGUUACUGGUUAGGCAGUCGGGCCCUGAGGAGGAGGAGCAGGCAGGCAGGAGUCAUGGAGCAGCAGCUGGAGCUCGCGGCCCUCGCUCUGGCCCUCACCGGGUGGCUGUGUGCUGUCCUGACUCGCUGCCUGGCUCUGUGGACGGUGAGCGGCACCCUGGACAACACCACCGCCACUCUGCCGGCCUACUGGGACGGGGUGUGGCUGCAGUGGGAUCACUGGGACCUGGCCCACGAUGGCAGCCUGCACUGCUCCUUCUACCAGUCUCUCAUGUCUCUCUCUGGGAGUUUUCGGACGUGGAGAGCCCUCAUCAUGGCGGCCAUCGGAGCCGGUGCUUUUGCUGUGGUGAUUGGAGCAGCGGGGGCGAUUUGGUUCCCAAAGCGGGGCCAGAUCAAAGUCUUUUCUGGAGCUCUGUUUGUUUUGUCUGGGAUCCUGCUGCUGGUUCCCACAGCCUGGACGUGCCACCACACCAGUCAGCCACUGGAGGGCGCUGUGCUGCUGAGGAGAGACUGGGGGCCUGCGCUCUACCUCGGAUGGAUCUCCUUUGGUCUGAUGCUGGUUGGAGGGGCGUUUCUCAUCACCAGGUGCCCCACCAGUGAGAGGCCGGAGCCUGAGCAGAGCCGGUACCCGAAUCUGGAGGAGGAGGCCAGUCACCCUCUGAGCCGCAUCAACAGGACUGCGUUCACAAACAGCCAGUAUGAGCGCAGAUCAGAGCCCAUCUGAGGAGGCUGUGGGGACAGAUUUAUCUGAGUGGUGAAACUGGAAAUUCACCAACAUGUGAAAAGACUGAGGACACAUUUAACAGCAGAGGACGAGAUCUGGCUGCACGUGUUCAGUCACAAAGCACUGAAGUAGAAGCUAGGGGUCGACCGAUGUCGGUUUUUCAGGGCCAGUAAUACCAAUAAUUAGUAUUUAAUGAGACCAAUAAUAUAUAUUUGGAACCAAUUUGCAUUUGAAGUAAAAAAUAAAAAUCUUUCUGUCAGUAU